AUGAUUAUUAUUACACUACUUAUUAGUAUUGUUUCAUCAUAUCAAAUUUGGCAAGUAACUGAUGUUCAUUUUGAUGGGAAUUAUAAAGAAGGAAGUGAUCCAAAUACAGUUUGUAGAAGUGGAGAAGGAACAGCAAGGAAAAUAGGAGAUUAUUCAUGUGAUACAACAGAUUAUGUACUUAAAUCAGUUCCAAAAUUUAUCAAUUAUCAAUCAAGUGAUAAAAAACAUAAUAAAAUACUAAUUUAUAAUGGAGAUAUUCUUCCAAGAAAAUUAGGAGAAUAUGAUGAAAUGUAUCUUAAAGAAGGACUUGAUAAUGCAACUAAAUUUCUUAAAGAAUUUAAUAGAUUUGAAAUUAUUCCAAUGUUAGGAAAUCAUGAUGCACUUCCAGAAAAUUAUCAAGAUGAAAGUAAAAGUUCAUUAUUUAGAUAUGCAGCAAAGAAAUAUUCUAGAUGGCUUCCACAAAGUGCAUUAGAAACAUUUAAAAGAGGAGGAUAUUAUACAAAAGAAAUACUUGGAACAGGAGAAGAAGAAAAAACAUAUGUAGUAGUAUUAAAUACAGUUUUAUAUUAUACAUUUAAUAAAUUAACAGAAAAUGAUACAGAUCCAAUAGAACAAUUUAAAUGGUUUAAAGAAACAAUGGAUAAAUAUACAGAAGAAAAUAAAAAAGUAAUAGUUGCAGCACAUAUUUGUCCAGGAGUUUCAGAAAGAUACAAUUGGUCAGAACAAAUGUAUAAUCAAUAUGAUGAUAAAUUAAUUGAUUUAAUAACACAAUAUUCAAAUAUUACAAUUGGAAUGAUUUGUGGUCAUUUACAUUUAGAUACAUAUCGAAUUAUGCAAAGUAAAGAUAAAAAGAAAACAGUUAUUGGUUAUCUUUCACCUAGUUUAGAUACUUAUCUUGGGAUUAAUCCAAGUAUUAGAUUAUAUGAUAUUAAAGGAAAUAUUAUUCAAAGUUAUAUUAAUUAUUAUGUUGAUUUAAAUAAAACUGAUGUUCAAUGGAAAUUUAAUUACAAUGCAACUCAAGAAUAUAACCUUAAUGAUUUAAGUCCAAAUAGUAUGAUUUCAUUAGCACAAAGAAUGCACUCUAAUAGAACUCUCCAUGAUAUAUGGUAUGAACAUAUGAGAGCUGAUUCUCAUAUGUAUCAAUGUGAUGAUAAAUGUUGGAAUAAUAAUUUAUGUGCUUUAGAACAUCCAAGAAAUAGUGAAAAAGAUUGUUAUAAAUGGUAA
This is a messenger RNA of Entamoeba dispar SAW760, 1224 nucleotides long. Its product is annotated as sphingomyelin phosphodiesterase, putative. NCBI's taxonomy places the organism in Eukaryota, Evosea, Mastigamoebida, Endamoebidae. The record is from RefSeq and is a predicted model, not a curated record. Gene Ontology annotation, molecular function: hydrolase activity. Bases 1 to 1224 code for a protein of 407 amino acids. The transcript has a single exon.